AAUUCAUUGACACACUUGACAAGUACUUGACAGUGACAGCUGUCACACGUUGUCACCGGCUGCAGGUUUUUAACAAUUUAAACUAUUGUUUCUUCGAAUACGGGCACAUUUUACCAACAAAACCCAUUAAUUGAACAUAAAAAUGCCCACAGUUGGUGUAAAAAGGAACUUGCUGUUUCAAGCCCUCGGGAAAACCUUCACUGACGAUGAAUUCCAGCGUUUGUGCUUCGAGUUCGGGCUCGAACUUGACGAAGUCACCACAGAAAAACAGAUGAUUUCGAAAGAACAGGGGGAAGAUUCCGCAUUGCUUGCAGGUGCUUCUGAAGAUGUCAUCUACAGGAUUGACAUUCCAGCGAACCGUUAUGAUUUGCUGUGUCUUGAAGGUAUAACUUUGGGUAUUCGGAUUUUCCAAGAAAAAAUACAGCCCCCUCAGUUCAAAUGUAUCAAACCGCCACCCGAUCAAAUCCAAAAAAUGUAUGUUAAGCCUGACACUGCUAAAGUUAGACCUCACGUCGUGGCGGCUAUUUUGCGCAAUUUACAUUUUACGCAGGAUUCGUACAACAGUUUCAUUGAUUUGCAAGAGAAAUUGCAUCAGAAUAUUUGCCGGAAGCGCACCCUUGUUUCUAUUGGUACACAUGACUUAGAUACAGUUGAGGGGCCUUUUUACUAUGAUGCUAAGUCACCAAGUGACUUUAAAUUUGUACCACUGAAUCAAACUAAAGAGUGUGAUGGGAACGGCGUAAUGGAGUUAUAUUCAACGCAUGCACAACUGAAACAAUAUUUACCUAUUAUCAAGGACAGUCCUGUUUACCCUCUAGUCUUGGAUAGUAACGGCGUCAUUCUCUCCCUCCCCCCGAUUAUCAAUGGCGACCAUUCGAAAAUCACCCUUAAGACAAAAAACGUAUUAAUUGAGUGCACAGCAACUGACUUAACAAAGGCUCGUGUUGUCGUCGAUACCAUUGUUUGUAUGUUCAGUCAAUAUUGUAAAGAACCGUUCACUGCAGAAGCUGUUGAAGUUGUCACAGCUGAUGGUGAUUCAAUCAUCUACCCAGAUCUAGCAUAUAGAGAUGAGGUCAUAUCCGCUAAUACAGCGAACGCUAUUAUCGGCAUCAGGGAGUCCCCGGAAAGUAUUACUAAAUUGCUAAACAAAAUGUGUCUUAAGUCUGAACUCAACGCAGAAAACAUUAAAGUGACCAUUCCUCCCACGCGUCAUGACAUCAUUCACCCAUGUGACAUUUACGAAGACGUCGCUAUAGCAUUCGGAUACAACAAAAUCCCCAGAACUCUACCCAAAACCAACACCAUUGGAGAACAACAACCCGUGAACAAGCUCUCUGAUUUAUUAAGAGCGCCAAUAGCACAAGCCGGUUUUACAGAAGCCCUCACAUUUUCACUGUGUUCCCGUGACGACAUUUCCACGAAGUUGGGUCUUCAGUCCAUCAACGAAGUCCCCGCCGUGCACAUCUCUAACCCCAAAACCCUAGAAUUUCAAGUGUGUCGUACCACACUGUUACCAGGAAUCUUAAAAACCAUCGCCGCUAACAAAAAAAUGCCUUUGCCUUUGAAGAUUUUCGAGGUUUCGGAUGUGGUGAUCAAAGAUGCGACGGCUGAGGUGGGAGCGCGCAACGAGAGACGCAUUUGUGCUGUCAAUUGUAAUAAAAACGCAGGGUUUGAGGUUGUUCAUGGUCUUCUGGAUAAAAUUAUGAUGUUGUUGGAGGUGCCGUGGAACCCUAAUAAGACACCAAAGGGUUAUUAUUUGCAGGCGUGUGAAGAUCCAACGUAUUUUCCGGGAAGGUGUGCAACGAUUAUUUGUAAUGGGAAUGAUAUUGGGAAGAUUGGAGUCCUACAUCCCAAUGUUCUGCAUAAGUUUGAGCUCACGAAUCCGUGUUCGUCUGUGGAAAUUAAUAUUGAACCCUUUGUAUAAAUUGAGGUUAUUUAUAUGUUCAAAAUAAAGUGGUUAAGAUUGA
Zophobas morio is the source of this 1967-nucleotide messenger RNA. RefSeq names its product phenylalanine--tRNA ligase beta subunit (gene beta-PheRS). Gene Ontology annotation, molecular function: RNA binding; magnesium ion binding; phenylalanine-tRNA ligase activity. The transcript is spliced from 10 exons. Lineage: Eukaryota; Metazoa; Arthropoda; Insecta; Coleoptera; Tenebrionidae. Gene Ontology annotation, biological process: phenylalanyl-tRNA aminoacylation. The coding region runs from base 143 to 1924 and encodes 593 amino acids. The record is from RefSeq and is a predicted model, not a curated record. Gene Ontology annotation, cellular component: cytoplasm; phenylalanine-tRNA ligase complex.